UUACUUGAAUUAAAAGAAAUCUACUAGUAACGAAAAUAAUUGAGUGAUUGUAAAUGUGCAAUAUCUAGCAGAAUGUGGUAUUUGGUAAAUUCUACAGGGUAUCGUUUGUACCUGAAACCAAAUGCAGAAUUAACAUUCGGUAGAAAGAAGGCUGAUAUUCUUCUGCAAAAUGAUGAGUCUAUUAGUAGGUUACAUGCUUCCAUUUACAUUGAACCUAGAGAAACGAUGACGAUUAAUGAGCCUACAUCAAUGUGUAAGCUGAAAGACAUGGAUUCAAAGUAUGGUACAUACGUUAUUUUGGAUGAGGAAGACAAAUUUGAGAUAUCUAAGGAAUGGUAUAAUUUGAAGAAUAACGACAAAAUACAAUUUGGUUUGCAGCAGCACAUAUUUACUGUGAUGUACAUGCCUAUAAUAAUUGUGAUAUCUUCUCUGAACGAUAACGAUAAGAACAAAUUACAAGAAUUGAUCGAUGAAAUUGAUGGGAUGAUUACCACUGAUUGGACAACCGCUUGUACUCAUUUGACAGUAUCGAAAGCUGCAUUAACUGAAAAGGUUACUUGGGCUAUGGCUUCUGUUGUGCCAAUAGUAACUCUAGGUUAUUGGGAAAAAGUUAAACAUGCAAUUGAUAAUGGCAAUAAAUUCCCAAAGGUGGAUAGCUUUGUUCCACAAAUUAACGAAUCAUUAAUUAUCAAAGGAAACGUAUCAUUGUUUCCAAAUGAGAAACGAAAGACAUUAUUUCAAAAUUUAAUAUUUGUAUUCUUUAAUGUACGUCAAUAUAAAAUAUACGGAAGAAUGAUUAAUAUGGCAGAUGGUAAAUUACUUUUAUAUUCAAAAAAACCUUUAACUAAUGAUGAACUUUGUGCUGGAAACGUUGUUGUAUUACAAUAUUCUAACAACGAUGCAACACAAUCGACACAAUGUGUUGUACCCGAGUACGAUUCAAUAUGUAAUACAUUACGAGCAAAUAAACGUAGAAUGAUAUCAGAAUCUGAAAUCCCUCUGGCAAUUUUGCAUUGUUGUACGGACAAAUAUUGCAAUCCAAAGUUUACGUUUACAGAGCUCUUAAAAAGAACACAACCGAUACGUGAUUCGUCCGAAGUUUUAGUCAUCGAUACACAAGACGUGUUAUCUAAUAAAGGAUCAGUAAAAGUAGUUUCUAGCGUUCCAAUAAAAUUAAAUAAAGUCAUAAUACCUUCUUCGGAUAGAGAGGCCGAAGUUAUUCCUGAAUCAUAUGAUACUAACAUUGACUCAUUAAAUAAAGUUACAACUUCUUCAGAUAGAGAAGUCAAAAUUAUUCCUGAAUCGUAUGAUAUUGACUCAUUAAAUAAUAGUAAUAUUUCUCAGAGGAAAGAAAGUCUCAAAACUAGUACACCAAAAGGUGCCAAUAGUACCAGUGAUUUAGAUACAAACAAAACAGUAAAAGAUAUUGGAGAAAUAGAAGUUAUACACUACAUUCCAGAAACAAAUAAUUCGUCCAUAUCAAAUGUUUCACAAGAGCUCUUGCAAUGUUCCGUACAGGAAACCCUAAGUUUAAAGAAACAGGAUACAGAAAAAGAAACUCGUUUGAAUAAAGCAAUGGAUUUAAUCCCAAACGAGCAUAUUCAAUUAAAAGUUACACAAGUGAACGAAGACGAAUGUGAUAAAAUUCCUAAUAUAGUAAUGACACAAAAAAAAGUGAAUAAAUUGUUAUUAGUCGCAACUAGCGAAAGAGACGAAAUCCCAGAAAUGAAAUUGUCCGAAAAAAAUAACAACAACGAUAAUAAAAAUCCAUUGAGCUCGUCGUCAGAAACAACAGAGAACGAUGUAAGAUUAAAAGCAGGAAGUAAACGUUCUAACGAUUUUGAAAGUGACGACGACAGCAUACUUCCUAGAAAAUCAAUUGAUACGAAAAAAUCGGGUACGACAGAUACAACAAAUUCAUCGGGCACUGACGAUCACAGCAAUCACAGUGAUUUACCGAAAUGUAGAUCAUACUUUAUUCGAGAUAAACCUGGUUUCAAGACAUUUAAAAAGAUUUAUAAUGUUACUCUGGAACGAAGAAUAAAAUUAAACAAUAUGUAUGUAUGGAAUCAAUCUAAUAUACAAGGUUUAUAACAGUACUUAAAUAUUCUUGUCCGACAUCGUGUAAAAUAAUUCAACCGUUCGUCAAUUUUGUUUACUUUUAAUUUUUUUAUGUUAAUAAAUAGAAAUACUGUAAGCAACAAAAGAGCUGCACGACUAAAUUUGACACAUGUUAAUGAUUAACCUUUGAUAUUAAACAAUAAUAUAUUAUUG
Molecule: messenger RNA, 2274 nt
Organism: Colletes gigas
Lineage: Eukaryota; Metazoa; Arthropoda; Insecta; Hymenoptera; Colletidae
Gene: nbs
Product: nibrin
Exons: 9
Coding region: 73-2094 (673 amino acids)
Biological process (GO): mitotic G2 DNA damage checkpoint signaling; double-strand break repair via homologous recombination
Cellular component (GO): Mre11 complex
Molecular function (GO): protein binding; damaged DNA binding
Source: RefSeq, a predicted model, not a curated record